Molecule: messenger RNA, 2167 nt
Organism: Coccinella septempunctata (seven-spotted ladybird)
Lineage: Eukaryota; Metazoa; Arthropoda; Insecta; Coleoptera; Coccinellidae
Product: lachesin-like
Exons: 8
Coding region: 257-1807 (516 amino acids)
Biological process (GO): homophilic cell-cell adhesion; synapse organization
Cellular component (GO): axon; plasma membrane; neuronal cell body
Molecular function (GO): axon guidance receptor activity; acid phosphatase activity; protein binding
Source: RefSeq, a predicted model, not a curated record
CAUAUCCCCUUCCGACAAACCACCUGUUGAACGACGACGCGCUUUGGCCCGCUGGAAGUCAACUUCCAACCAAGUUAGUCCGGAAAAGUCCGGUGAAGCGUCAGCAUCCAGUCGAGCGACGAGCUUGCGCCACAUACACGGGUUCGAAUCCGGACAGAGCGACGGAAUUUUCGCGUCGAUUCGGUACAUUUUCUGUAACGCUCGCUGUGCAGUGCAAGAUGGUGCGAUUUUAUUGACUCAGUUUUUGGUUGAUAUUAUGGUUCCUGAGAUGGUUCUGUUUCUUUUCGUUUUGUUCGCUGCUGUGAAAGGUUCGAGCGUCUACGCGGGGCUGAACGAUCUGUCCGAUCCCUCUUCAAAUCAGCAGGAACAACUGCCCAAUUUUGUCACCCCCGGGCAGACCUAUAGGAUAGCAACAGGAAGCACUGUGGUUUUGCCUUGCAGGAUAUCGCAACCAGGUAGCUACGUAUUGGCAUGGAAAAGGGGGAUAGCGGUCCUAACUGCGGGACCGGUGAAAGUAUCUCCAGAUCCUCGUCUUAGACUCUUGCCAUCUCCAGCUCGUCCACCUUCUUUACCAGGAUCAGUACCGGAACUCAGCGGAAGUGGGUACAGCCUUGAGUUGAGAGAUGUCAAACCUCACGAUGCAGGAGAUUACGUUUGUCAGAUAGGCACGAUGGAACCUAAAGAAAUCACUCACACCCUAGAGAUACUCGUACCACCUAGGAUUCACUUUGUCUCUCACACUGGCCCUGUGAAGGUCCUCCAAGGAGCUACGGUCAAAAUGGAAUGUCGAGCUUCUGGUAAUCCAGUACCGACUCUUUCUUGGACUAGGGAGAAUGACGCUUUGCCGAGUGGCGAAAAAACGGUUCUUGGUCUGUCUAUGGUCAUACAACACGCUGACCGACACUCUGCUGGGACUUACCAGUGCACCGCAGAUAACGGAGUUGGUCAACCAGAUACCAGGCACAUCGUACUCUCGGUUAUGUAUGGACCUGAAGUUGAUCCAGAACGUGCAACAAUUCAUACUGGACUUGGUUUGGAAGCUCAACUCGUUUGCAUAGUACACGCUGAGCCUUCACCACAGGUUAUCUGGUAUAAAGACACUGCACAGCUCGGUACGACAGAGCAACAUGCCACACAUUCCAGAGGAAAUAGAUACACUUUGGUAAUAAGAAACGUUACCAGAUCUGAUUUCGGCAACUACAGUUGCGUAGCCAGCAACGUUCAUGGAAAAGGACGCAGUCAAAUUAUUCUGACGGGAGUGGCGGGUUUGGCCGUUUUCGAUUCUAACUCUCUGGGUUCUGAGAAGGAAAACUAUAACGUCACUUGGUCUGUCAAUAGCCACGCGUUGAUCACCGAAUACCGGGUGUUCUACAGGAUGAAACCGAGACAUCAUCGACCAGGGGUGGAACACAGGGAAACGUUCAGGACCUUCGCAAACAGCACCGUGAAAAUGGAUUUCUCCAACCAAUGGAACAGCGUUAUUCUACCCGCAAAUCCUGGAGCGGACAAUCCUCCAUACCCUGGCGUGACAAGGCAGAAAAUGUGGUACCUCAUGAGGCAGUUACAACCUGGCACCACUUACGAGGUUAGGGUCCAAGCGAGAAACGUCCACGGCUGGAACAAGAUGUCGCCCAUCUUUCAUUUCACAACGAAGUCUAAUGAUCAUGAAAACAUGGUGGAGCCUUCAGCUCAGCCGGCAGUGUACGGCAUUGGCAGCAAGGGGUUGUUCAAUCCCUUCAACCAAGCUUCACCCACGACUGUGACAUCCUCUGUCAUCUUGAUAGUCAGCGUUGCGAUUUUCAUCUGAAAGACUCCAAUUCAGUACAUGAGUGUUUAGAAAAUUUAAAGUGUUAAACAAGCACAGACACUGGGGAAGAAAGGGGGGUAGUAGUGGAAUUGGUUGUGAUAUACAGACUAACUUUCAGUGUACACUGUCUCAGAGUUAUUUUCGAGGAUAUUUACCACUCGCCGAUAUUAAGUUACCAAACUGCAUGUUGUGUUUAGUUCAUUUGAUUGUUCUGUUUUUACGCUUGAAUGGUUUUCGAACUUUUGUAAAUAAAGACUGAGAUAUUUUUAUAUAAGAGUGCAAUAAGAUGAACUCUAUCAAAUUGUCUAUUGGAUACGAAAUGUUCAGUUGAUGAAAUGUAAAUAAAGCUUAAACAUCUCA